AUGAAGAAGUCCAAGUUCUACGGCCUUAGAGGCACGUCACUAAACGUUGCCAUCGCCGUCAUUGCCGGCACUGACUUCGCCCUCUUCGGAUAUGACCAAGGUGUCAUGGGUGGGCUGUUGACCCUGUCCUCCUUCUUGCAAUACUUCCCCCAAGUGGACGUGGCCAACCCACCACCUGGUUACACUGCUUCGCAGGCGUCGAACAUACAGGGCAUCACCGUGGGAGGGUACACCCUGGGGUGCUUCUUCGGGGCUGUAGCCACGAUCUGGUUGGGCAACUGGCUUGGACGAAAGAGAGCAAUCAUCACUGGCUCGACCAUCAUGAUCAUUGGCGCUGCCAUACAGUGUGCCUCAUUCUCCCUGCCACAGCUUAUUGUUGCUCGUCUCAUCACCGGGUUCGGCAAUGGAAUCAAUACGUCGACGGUGCCGACAUGGCAGUCCGAGACAUCGAAACCUCACAAGCGGGGUCAAAUGGUCAUGAUCGAGGGUUCUCUGAUCGUCUUUGGUGUGAUGCUGAGCUACUGGAUCGACCUCGGCUUCUCGUUUCUCGAGCCGUCAACUAUCGCCUGGCGGUUCCCCAUCGCCUUCCAGAUCAUUCUCGCCCUAUUUGUCGCCUUGGGAAUUCCCGGUCUGCCCGAGUCCCCUCGGUGGCUGAUCCUGAAGGGACGGGAGGACGAAGCCCUCGAGGUCCUCUCUGCACUUGCGGAUCUCCCCCCGGAUGACCCCAGGGUCCACAGCGACUUUCAAGCGGUCAAGGAUGCUGCCCUCGAGAUGGCAUCUGGGUCGUUCAGGGACUGCUUCAAGAAGAACGAGAAUCGCAAUCUUCAUCGGACCAUCCUUGGAUAUGUCAACCAGAUGUUCCAACAAAUCUCAGGGAUUAAUAUCAUCACAUACUAUGCGGCCACCAUUUUCGUUAGCAUCGGCUUAUCGAACUUCCUCAGUCGGCUCCUUGCUGCGCUGAACGGAACAGAAUACUUCAUCGCGUCCUGGAUUGCCAUUUUCACCAUUGAAAAGUUCGGUCGGCGCAAGCUCAUGCUCUUCGGGGCCGUCGGCCAGUCCCUCUCGAUGGUCGUGCUGGCGGUGACCAGCAAGUACACCGAAGUCAGCAAAGGUGCGGGAAUCACAGCCGCCAUCUUCCUCUUCGUCUUCAAUUCCUUUUUUGCUGUUGGUUGGCUGGGCAUGACCUGGCUUUACCCUGCGGAGAUCACGCCUCUGGGAAUCCGAGCCCCGGCCAACGCCAUCUCGACCACGGCCAAUUGGAUCUUCAACUUCCUCGUCGUGAUGGUGACGCCUCCUGCUUUUGCCAAUAUUGGUUAUAGGACUUACGUGGUUUUCGCCGUCAUCAAUGCAUUCAUGGUGCCAUGUGUCUACUUUUUCUUUCCCGAAACAGCCUACCGGUCGCUCGAAGAGAUGGACGAGAUCUUCCAGGACGCCCAUGGGUUCAAAGGCGCUUUCGAUGUUGUCAAGAUCGCCAGGGAGAAGCCAAGGCGUUACGACAAGCAUGGAGAGCUUCUCAUCAACUACGAGGAUACCGAAUAUGCCCACAGGAGGCACUCGGCUGUUGGUAGUGAUCCCGGGCAUCAACAUGGAUACGCCCACACCGAGAAGAGUGAUGAGCAUAUCAACGGGUCUGAGGAGAGGAGGGAGCAUUUGUGA
Molecule: messenger RNA, 1656 nt
Organism: Cryphonectria parasitica EP155
Lineage: Eukaryota; Fungi; Ascomycota; Sordariomycetes; Diaporthales; Cryphonectriaceae
Product: general substrate transporter
Exons: 6
Coding region: 1-1656 (551 amino acids)
Biological process (GO): carbohydrate transport; transmembrane transport
Cellular component (GO): membrane
Molecular function (GO): carbohydrate:proton symporter activity
Source: RefSeq, a predicted model, not a curated record